Molecule: messenger RNA, 948 nt
Organism: Drosophila bipectinata
Lineage: Eukaryota; Metazoa; Arthropoda; Insecta; Diptera; Drosophilidae
Product: cilia- and flagella-associated protein 36
Cellular component (GO): ciliary base; axoneme
Source: RefSeq, a predicted model, not a curated record
UGAAGCGAAAAUGUCGGUUGAGGACUCUUGGGUUUUUGAUUCGCUGGUGUGUUUUUUGCACGGACCCGUGUGGAAUGCGCCCCUCCAGACCUUCAUUGAGCAGAAAUCCCUAGUCUUCGAUCCAAACCUGCAGGUGGACGAAACCAAUCCCGACAUCCUCCAGAUCCACGAAGAGUACAAGAACCUGGUGGACUACAUGCUCGGUAGUUUCAUGGAAGAGAUGCAGAUAACGCCGGAGCAGUUUGAAAUGGCCUGUCUGGAGGGUCGACAGCAGGGUCAGGGCGAGAAUCCCUUCCAGUUUCAUCAGGUCCUGUUCCAGCAGAUUUGGGCGGCCAACGACCUGAAGAUAUUUAUUCGCAUGAUGACGCAACGCAACGUGGAACUCCAGCUACAGGCCCUGGAUCUCAUCGAGAAAAAUCAAUUAGCCCAUAAUUCCGGCGAGGAAGGGGAUGGUCAGCACCAAGCGGAAACGGCUUCGGAUCAGGGUGAUUCCCCCUCAGAAGUGGAGCAAUUGAUAGCCAAGACAGUGGCCGACGAAUUGGAGAGCCCCGAGGCUGCCCUCACUCCCGACCAGGACACUAAUCUCGAUCUAGUCAACGACAAAUUCCAGCGCCUUAACUUGUUUUUUGAGCAGGAGGACCAGGUGGACCCCAAUGAUAUGGUGUCGCGACAGGAGUACCUUCGCCAGCAGCGCGACAAAAUAGUGGAAAUUAAGAAGCAAACACGGGCCAAGCAGUUGCAAGAGACCAUGUCUAAGGGCACGCCACAUGCUCCCGAAGGUGCUCGUCCCAGCUCAGCCCUGGUAGCCCAGCAGCUCCUGGAGAACGGUGGCCGAACCAAGGAGUUGUCGGUGCCAGCUCCUCUAGAGAGUGAGGAAAACGCUGCCCUCCAGUUGAGACGAAACUUGGCCAGACGCUUGCGCAACGAAGUGGUGGAGCAAAAGUAAAC